Molecule: messenger RNA, 830 nt
Organism: Paramecium sonneborni
Lineage: Eukaryota; Ciliophora; Oligohymenophorea; Peniculida; Parameciidae
Source: the annotation of a GenBank genome assembly
UCACAGUUUUACAUAUAAAAUGUCAAUGAAAAAAACACCAAAUUAAUCUUCAGGUAUACAUAAAUUCAUAUAAUUUAUUUUUUUAAUAGGUCCUAAGUUUAUAAAAGAUGUUACACAUAAGUCUAGAUCAGAACAUAAUUAAUCUUUUGAUGCAUCUUAUAGCAAGAAUUAUGCUCCUACUUUUAGCAAUUAAAGCAGACUCAAAAGCUAUAGUCAAUAAGCUAAUUUCUUAGAUGAUUUAGAAGAAGAAUAAUAUCCAAAUUAAAUUAAUGUUGCAAUUCAAAAAAAACCUUUUGAAUUAGCAUUGUAGAAUGAACUAUAAAAAAUGCUAUCCAAAAUUAUUGCAGGAUAAUAAUUAUCAAUUGAUGAUUGCUAAUCUAUUAUUAGAGCUAUUGAUGAAUGCAUUUAAGAGAGUUUAUAAACUUUGAGAUUAAAAGAUGCAGAAGUAUAACUAUUUUACAUUAUAACAGAUUUAAAAUAUUAAAUAGACAUAUGAAAUCAAAAUUCAUCAAUAAGAAAAUACUAUUUUAGCCUUAGAAAAUGAAGUAUAAGAACUUAAACAUAUGAUUACAUUAAAUCCAAAUGAUUCUAUUAAUUUCAAAUUGUAAUAAUUAGAACAAGAAAAUGAAAUGCUUAAAUUAUAAAAUUAGUAAGCUAUAAAAUUAGCUGUGCAAGGAAGAACUAAAAAAUAAGAAAAAGAACUUUAUGAUGCCAUAAAUAGUAGCAAAUCAAAACCAAAGGCCUAAGUUAAUAAUUAUUCAAUUUUGUUAAACUAGCAAUAUAAUAAAAUUUAUUAACAAGAUAAGAAGAUUAAAUCAUAGUUAUUUUGA